UUUCCUCCUCCUCCUCCUCCUCCCCCUUAACCCCUGCCCGUCCCGGCACCGCGGGGCGCAGCCGGCGGCUCCGUUCCCGUCCCGGUGGGUGCCGGUGGGUGCCGAUGGGUGGGGGUCACCCCGGCGGUGCUGGCUCUGCUGGUGGCCGCCGCCCUGGGGUCGGGACCGGCCCCGCCCGCCCUGUCCUUCCUGGAAAACCCCUCCAACGUCACCUCCUCGCUGGGUAAGACGGUACGGCUGCGGUGCCGGGUGCGGGGGGCCGGCGAGCCCCCCGAAAUGGGCUGGCAGCGGGACGGGCACCCGCUGGAGCUGGCCGACAGCGACCAGGCCCAGGUGCCGCUCAGCGAGGACGUCUGGCUGGGCACCAGCCAGCUCAGCAUCCCGGCCGUGCAACUUUCGGACGCUGGGCGCUACCGGUGCUGGGCGCGCGCCGGCGGGGAGCAGCUCCUGUCCACCGAGGCUCACCUGGAGCUGGCGGGGCUGCCCUUCUUCUUGGAGGAGCCGGAGGACCUGGAGGUGGGGGUUGACACCCCCUUUAACCUCAGCUGCGGUGCCCGGGGCCCCCCCCGAACCCGUGCGGCUGCUCUGGCUGCGGGACGGGGCCCCCCUCAACUCUCUGCUGGACCCCCUGUCCAGGGCCCCCUCCACGCUGCUGGUCCCCGGUGA
Molecule: messenger RNA, 666 nt
Organism: Aquila chrysaetos chrysaetos
Lineage: Eukaryota; Metazoa; Chordata; Aves; Accipitriformes; Accipitridae
Product: tyrosine-protein kinase receptor UFO-like
Exons: 4
Coding region: 277-666 (129 amino acids)
Source: RefSeq, a predicted model, not a curated record